AUGUACUUCAAAAACACAUUGGCUCUCGCCGCGCUGCCGGCCUUGGCCUCAGCCACGUACACCACGGAGUAUCUCACCGGCUCUUCGAACAACACCAUCCAGGUUCUCGUCGAAGGAGAGGGCCCAUCAUUGCUUGUCUGGCCAUCAUACGCUCGCGACAGUAUCGAGGACUUUCAUGAGUUCUCCGCCGCGCUUGCCGAAGCCGGCUACCGAGUCCUCCGCCUCCAACCCCGAGGCAUGGGCGAAUCUACCGGCCCUAUCAAGACGACCUGGGAUGAGCUCGGCGCCGACGUUGUUUCGGUCAUUGACACUUUCGGCAAUGGAAAGGCCGUAGUUCUCGGUCACGCCGCUGGCCAGAGGGUCACGAAGCACAUGGCCGCUACCUUUCCGGAGAAGGUGCCCGCGAUCGUACUGGCAUGCAUCAACACCGGAAUCAACACUAACGCCACGAUUGCUGCCACGGCGACGAUCGCCAGCAACUACAGCAACCCUGUUGAGGAAAGACUUGCGGCACUGGAACUGGGCUACUUUGCCCCUGGCCACAACGCGUCAGUCUGGUUGUCGGGAUGGUUCCCCGAAGCCGUCGGCUCUGUCUCAGGCACUGGCGUCAGCACCCUUGGAGGAAACAACACACAGAUCCUGGAUGUCAUUGCAAAGUUGGACCCGUGGAGAGCGGAAGACCAAUGGAACUACACCACUGGGCUGGCGGGUGAUCGUUCUACAGUGGUAUUCGUCGAGGACGCAUCACACGCGUUGUUCCCUGAAAACCUGCAGGGACUCCUUGAUGUUCUGCUUCCGUGGUUGAAGACUCAAACAUCUGGAUGGCUGUAG
This is a messenger RNA of Colletotrichum chrysophilum, 831 nucleotides long. RefSeq lists its product as uncharacterized. The transcript has a single exon. Lineage: Eukaryota; Fungi; Ascomycota; Sordariomycetes; Glomerellales; Glomerellaceae. The coding region runs from base 1 to 831 and encodes 276 amino acids. The record is from RefSeq and is a predicted model, not a curated record.